AUGGGCUCAAACGGUGCUGUUUCAAGCUUCAAAGUGGUUAGGACUUCUCACAAGAUUACUGAGCCUCUAGGGAGAAAGGGUCACAGGGACAUGGACUUUCAAGACGCUUCGCUCCCCUUUUCCUCUCCAGCUUACUGUUCUAAUAAGCCCUUGAAUCUCAACGGGAUGCUUUAUCUGUGGGACCAGAGACGGGAUGAUAAUACUGGGACUGGCCCUGGAGUUCUUGUUGCUCAUGACUUUUAUGCUGAAGAAGCAGAUGAUCAGUGUCGGAUUAUACCACUCCCUCUCCCGUAUAGCAAGUGCGUUAGGAGAUGCAUGUCUACUUCCUCUGGAGAUGUUAUCUAUGUCGAAAUAUUGGAGCGAAGAUUGAAGGUUUGGAAGCUGAAGAAGAGUAGCAACUCUGAUGGAGAAUGGUGGCAGUUGACAAGAGAUGAAAUCAGUAUGGCCUGUGACUGUUUUCCUUUGAGGAUGAACCCGUCUGAUUCUGAUUCGGUCUAUCUAUGGAGUCAACAGCACAGUUGCCUUGUAUCUGGAAAUUUAAGGACACAAGAGUUUACUCUUCAUCAGGAAACACAGACUUGGAGUGAUGGUGAAGGCUGCUGGCGCGUAAACACCUCAGAUUCUAAGAAUCAUAUGGAAGCUAUAUAUGAUCCAUCUUCGGUGAUCACAUUAUCACAGUUUGUGCUCCCACAGUGGAUGGAUCCACUGCCCCGCCCGCCAAAUUGA
Molecule: messenger RNA, 726 nt
Organism: Raphanus sativus (radish)
Lineage: Eukaryota; Viridiplantae; Streptophyta; Magnoliopsida; Brassicales; Brassicaceae
Product: F-box protein At1g49990-like
Exons: 2
Coding region: 1-726 (241 amino acids)
Source: RefSeq, a predicted model, not a curated record